This is a messenger RNA of Octopus bimaculoides (California two-spot octopus), 771 nucleotides long. RefSeq lists its product as uncharacterized. The record is from RefSeq and is a predicted model, not a curated record. NCBI's taxonomy places the organism in Eukaryota, Metazoa, Mollusca, Cephalopoda, Octopoda, Octopodidae.
AUGUAUCUGAGUUCAAAGUUGCUAAAUAACCAAAGGAAAAAUUUGGAUGAUAUGGAUACAGACUUUAAGGAAAUGGUCUUUGUGGUAGAAGAUAUGCUCAGUUAUGAGAAACAAAAAAUGAGUUUACCUAAUCUUCUGUCUUUCACUUGUGACAUCACGCUUUGGUUCACACAGUUGGAGGCGUACUUUGCGGCACAUGCUGUGCCUUCCCAGCAGCAGCAGCUAAAUCUCCUUUGUAGCAUUCCUGCACCACUUGCUACUUCCACCAGGGAUCUCAUCACAGAUCCUCAUCCGGAUGCGACAUACAAGGUGGUAAAAUCCGAGGUUCUCCGACGGAACACUAAAUCCACGGAGUCUAAGUUUAAGCAACUAAUGCAGGAUGAGGAGCUAGGAGACAUGAUGCCGUCUCAGUUUUUACAUCUCCACGACAACUUGCUCUUAUGGAAGCUUUUCUCCUGGCUACCUCCCAAUGUGCAAAUCAUUUUAGUCACAGCAGUUGAUACCAACACCAUGGAUCAACUAGCUACCAUGGCUGAUAAAAUUUUGGAGUUCACUAUCCAGCCAGCACCUCGCCAUGUCUGCUCUUGCUCAGAGGUUUCUUCCGCUGCAUCUUCCUCAUCACGUGAUGAGAUUGUGGAGAAACUUGACUCCUUAACAUGCCGAAUGGAUGUGCUUUGGCGAGGGCACUCCAACUCUUCUUGCCGUCGCACUUGGAGUCAGCCUCAUUCACGCUUGACUGAUUCUGUUUCCUCUUGUCCCAGUCUUUGUUGA